Molecule: messenger RNA, 516 nt
Organism: Theileria annulata
Lineage: Eukaryota; Apicomplexa; Aconoidasida; Piroplasmida; Theileriidae
Exons: 2
Coding region: 1-516 (171 amino acids)
Molecular function (GO): RNA binding; metal ion binding
Source: RefSeq, a predicted model, not a curated record
AUGGAUUUUUCAACCUUGUUAUAUGAAGCCAUUGAUACCCAAAACAACCAUUUUAAAAAUCCAGAGGAUGAUCAAAAAAAUGACAAAGAAGAUCCUCUUAUAACAUUGGCACUUGAUGUACUUAAAAGGGAUAGUGAGAAGGUAGCCUUGCUAAGGUUAAAAGGCUUUGAAAGGGUUGAUAUUGAGCGCAGUAGCGGAAAACAUUCAGUAGUUUGUCGCCAUUGGCUCAAAGGGAUGUGUAUGAAGGGUGAAUUCUGUGAUUUUUUACAUCAGCUUGUAUAUUCAAGGAUGCCUCCUUGUAAAUCUGUUGAGAAAAACUCUUUUUGUACUGAUAGAUUAAAGGGCUGUUGUAUAUUUAAGCAUACUGGUGAUGAUGAAUCUACCGAUUUUCUCGGAUCAAAGGAAAAUAAAAAUGAUCUUGACCACUCGGAUGACCUUUCAUACAAAAAUGAUCUUGAGAAGUUCACACAUGCCUUUAACUCUGCUCUACUGUUCGCAUUUCCAAGGAUUGUAUAA